UUGUCAAUGAAUUAUCUGUAUUCUUGUUACUUUCUGCCUCUAAUUUGUGUCCACUGUUUUACAAAUUACAAAUUAGAACUCCGUGUUAUUUCUUGCCGCAGCAAAUAUUCAAUUUUAACCCGAACAUCUCCACGAAUAGAAUAUGGAAAACAUUGACGAGGAACACCACGCGAUGCGAGCAGCCCUACAAAAUCCGAUUAUUCUUGAAAAAAUAUUACAAAAUGGAUCCGUCCACGGAAAAACGGCCCGUCUGGUUUCUCACUUUUGGAAUAAAAUCAUCUUACUGUCCAUGCCUCACCCCAAGUUGACCCUUCGCCUCGACCCCUGGGGGAAUCAUGCCUGCAAUCCCAUCCCCUUUCAGCAAUUUUGUCUCACCAUGGAACCCCGACUGGCCAGAAGUAUAACUCAUCUUGACCUUACAGGUGAAUGUGACGACCACUCAGCGGCUCAACACCUUUCCUCCGCGGAGUCAAAAUUGCUCCAGAUUUCCGGUCAGUUUGGUCACUUUAUAGAAGACCUUUGGGUAGACUGCGACCAUGCCGACUUUAUCCCGACAACGUUGUACAAAAUAGUGCAAAAUUGCUUGCCAAAUUUGAAAAGGCUUAGAGUCAACUUUGUCGAAUCGCUCGAAAAUGCUGAUGAAGAAUCUAAUAUCAAUGUCGACUUUUACCCGUGUACUUUGCAUAAAUUGAUAUCCCUCAGAAUCGAAGACGUCACCAACCACCCGGGUGCCCUUAAGAUGACACAAUGGCUCCUUAAUUCUGCCCCAAACCUGACCUAUUACUUUUCCGAUGGCAACCAGCUUCCCGACUUUGGUCGGAACGGGUCCCUCAAACGGGUCGAAUUGAAUGUUUCAUUAAUCGAAGUAUCGGAUCUCCAAAGUGCAAAUUUCCUUCGUAAACUUAACAAAAUCUUGGAUCAGGUGAAGGAUACCGUGGAAUUAUUCUACUUGCGGGUUGGGCGGGAGCUUCCGUACCAGUUCGAGACUGGAAUUGGUCCGAGGGAUUUGCACAUCCCGAGAAUGAAAAAGCUUAAAGAAUUUGAAAACUCUGCACUUAAUUUGUUCAGCUGUGGGGAUAAGUUGCAAAAUAUUGGCACAGCAAGGAUGCCAAAUUUGCAAAGUUUAUGGCUUUCUGCAUGUACCAGUGAUACAACUUUGUGUGAUUUAUUACGAAAUGUUAUGAAGGAGAAGGAUUUAUUUAAGGAAGUAGAAAACCUACAUGUCGAGAAUCUUCACCCAGUCGAAGUAAUUGCUGGAUUAAAGACGCCAUUCCCAAAGUUGGAAAAUUUCUCAAUUUACCAUGAUGAUAUGUAUUCAUGUCUAUUUUCCAAAGUGCAAUCUUAUCUGGAAGCGUUUGCUGCGCUGGGAUUAAAAUACUUGGAGAUUAAGGUGCUAGUAUAUGUUAAUAAGGACAAUUUCUCGCGCUUUAUCCAAGGUUUUUCAAAUUUCGGGAAAUUGUUGUCGAGUCUCAGAGGUUUUAAAAUACGAUUUAACGAGAAGCGAAAUGACUUUUCCGAAGACUUGGAUCUGAUCGAAGAUCGGAUGGCGCAGAUGAAGCAGUGGCUCUUGCAAAUGAAGGGAGUGGACGAUGUGUAUAUUUCGGGAAUUCGAUUUACCAGAGAAACAUGGGAAUGGAUGGAAAUCUUCAUUCAAGAGAAUAAGAUUCCAAUCGUGUUCAAGGAAAAGUGAAGCAUUUUCAAGGAAUAAAUUUGCAUUAUUUUCAGUCAGGUUAAAGACAAUAAUGUUUCCGC
Molecule: messenger RNA, 1752 nt
Organism: Folsomia candida
Lineage: Eukaryota; Metazoa; Arthropoda; Collembola; Entomobryomorpha; Isotomidae
Exons: 5
Coding region: 143-1690 (515 amino acids)
Source: RefSeq, a predicted model, not a curated record